UUGUUUUGAACCAACGGUGGUUGGAUAGUGCGUGCUUGGAAUGGAAGAAUAGUUAUAAAAAUCACACAUGCACGGUGCCAAAAGAUAAAGAAUGGAGUCUAUAUGGAUUAAUGCCGCAAAUACUUGGUACUAAAGGUCCUAUUUAUUGUAAUCGUUCAUUAUUAUUCGACCCUGAAGAAAUAGAUUCGAUAAAAAAUGAUCUUGAAGCCAAAUGGAAAACCGUAGACGAUGAGGUAAACUCUAGCUCAAUAUGGCAAGCAAGUUGGGAGAGAUUUGGCACUUGCGGUGUCACAGUUGAUCAGCUUAACGAUCAGUUUAAAUAUUUCAAUAAAUCAAUGGAACUGUAUGACAAAUAUAACAUGAAACGUAUUUUGAGUGAGGCCAAUAUUACCCCGGGAAAUAAUUAUACCGCGCAGGGACUUUUGGAUGCUGUAGAAAGCGGUUUGGGCAAACGGGCGAGAAUUUUGUGCUCUCGUGACCGAAAGAAGAAAAACCAUUACUUACUUUCGAUCUACACAUGUUUCGAUACAUCAUUCAAUUUAAUUAAUUGUGACGAAAUAAGUAAUUUUCUAACAAACUGUCCCCUCAAGAAGCCAAUUACUUAUCCAAAUUUUGACGAAAAUUUUAUAAAUAAAGUAUAAAUUUUCUAGUAUACGAAAAGAAGGAAAAAAUAUAGAAAGUGAAAAAAAAAGGAGAUAAAAGUGUGCAAUAAACAUAAAAUGUAAAACUUUAUAAGACAUAAUGUCGUAAAAAUAAAGCCCAUUAUUAUUAUUAAUAUAAUUAUUAUAAAUAUAUAAACAAUAAAAUAGUCAAAUAU
Microplitis mediator is the source of this 817-nucleotide messenger RNA. Its product is annotated as ribonuclease Oy-like. Gene Ontology annotation, molecular function: ribonuclease T2 activity; RNA binding. The coding region runs from base 111 to 641 and encodes 176 amino acids. Gene Ontology annotation, biological process: RNA catabolic process. The record is from RefSeq and is a predicted model, not a curated record. Gene Ontology annotation, cellular component: extracellular region. The transcript has 2 exons. NCBI's taxonomy places the organism in Eukaryota, Metazoa, Arthropoda, Insecta, Hymenoptera, Braconidae.